GCUGCCGCAGUCUGUGAGUAGUGAGAGAGAGAGCUGCGAGAGAGCGAGGUGGGAGCAAUGGAGACGAUGGCAGCGGCAGCGCCGCCGCAGCAGAAGACGGGGGGCCUCGCGCGGAGGCUGGCUAGGCUUCUCCGUCGGAAGCGCUCCCCGGCGGGGGUGGGGAUGGCGUACUCUGUCGCCGGGGAUGAGUUCGACGAGUCACUCGACAGCUCCAUCAACUCGCUGAGCAAGCUCAAGCUGUCCGGCAACCUGGCUGCCGCCUACUCGCUCGACGCGUUCUUCAAGAAUGCGACGGAGAAGAAGGGAGCGGCGCCGCAGCCGUCCCUGGCGCCGGCGACGGACGCCGCGAAGCACGCGUUCGUGGCGAGCCUGUUUGCUGGUGUCUCCGCGGUGAAGGCGACCUACGCGCAGCUGCAGCUCGCGCAGCACCCCUACGACGCCGAGGCGAUACAAGCGGCGGACGCCGGCCUGGUCGUUGAGCUCACCAAGCUGUCGGACCUCAAGCGGCGGUACGCCAGGGAUCCGGUCGCGGCGGUCACGAACGCCGCCACCCUCGCGGCGCACGCCGACGAGCAGCGCCACCUCCUCCGGACCUACGAGAUCACGGCGCGCAAGCUAGAGGCCGAGCUCCGCGCGCGGGACGCCGAGGCGGAGCACGCCCGGGUCGCGCUCGCCGAGGAGCUCCGCGCCGCGCGGGCCCUGGAGAAGCGUGUCCACCCGGGGCGCACCCUGGCCGCGCUCGACGACCUCCACCUCUCCGGCCUCAACGCCACCCACUUCCUCACCGCCCUGAGGCACACCGUCAAGUCCAUCCGCGCCUUUGCCAAGGCAAUGCUCGACGCAAUGCGACCGGCCGGGUGGGAUCCCGCGGCGGUGGCGGCCGCCGUGCACCCGGCCGCCCAGCUGUGCCACCCCGGCGACGCCAAGUUCGCGCUCGAGUCCUACGUCGCGCUAAAGAUGUUCGCCAACUUCCACCGGAGAGACUUCGGCCUGAGCUCCCUGCAUGACAGGAGCUCCCACGACCGGCGCCGCUUCUUCGAGGAGUUCUCGGAGCUCAAGGCGGCGCCGGCGUUCCUCGAUGCUCAGAGCCCGCGGUGGGGGGCGCUCGGCGAGUUCCUGCGGGACAGGUACCUUUCGCUAGUACACGAGCGGAUGGAAACGGCGUUCUUCGGGCGGCAGGAGCAGCGCGCCGCUGUGGCCGCCGGGGACGCGUUCCCGCGCACCGCCUGGUUCGCCGAGUUCGCGGAGAUGGCGCGCCACGUGUGGCUGUUGCACUGCCUGUUCUCCGCGUUCGACGGCGUCGCGUCCAUCUUCCAGGCGCGCGCCGGGUCGCGGUUCUCCGAGGUGUACAUGGAGAACGUCAGCGACGUGGACGGCGCAGAGGACGGCGGCGUGACGGCACCAUCCCUGUCCGGGCACCUCGCCGUCGGGUUCACCGUCGUGCCGGGGUUCAAAGUCGGCCGGACGGUGAUCCAAUGCCGAGUAUACCUUUCCCGCCCAGACCGCCGGCCGUGACGAGUGCGGCGGCACACACGCACUGCAUUUCCGGUCCUUCGCAGACACGGCGAAAGCGCAUAUUUGACGGCGGCGAGGUCCCCGCCCGGCGGCCGUAACAACCGCUGGGUUUAAGGGUGGCAGCAUUAGUAUUCAGCAUGUAGGUGCCCACCUGGCCAUGUUCCCACUUUCGUAUGUAUGUAUGUACCCACCAAGGGAUGCACUACCAAUAUAGUAGUAAGUAAUAUGAGCAUUCCAUUCCAAUAUAAAUCGCACUGCGAUUUUGGUUACACGUUGUCAUGAGAUAAAUGUUUUUGCCA
Messenger RNA from Phragmites australis (common reed), 1814 nucleotides. Its product is annotated as protein GRAVITROPIC IN THE LIGHT 1-like. The transcript has a single exon. The record is from RefSeq and is a predicted model, not a curated record. Lineage: Eukaryota; Viridiplantae; Streptophyta; Magnoliopsida; Poales; Poaceae. The coding region runs from base 58 to 1515 and encodes 485 amino acids. Gene Ontology annotation, biological process: response to red or far red light; negative gravitropism.